AUGUGCGAGGACUACAAUGAGUCGGCAGACAGUUACGGCGACCAUGACGCCCAGGACUGGGACAGGAACUGGUGGACGGUACCACAUCACGCCCAGGAUUGGUGGACCCAUGUGCAGCUUUCAAAAUGGAUAGAAGACGCACUUUUCACGCCACCAACUCCCCAACCAGCCGCUCCGGUCUCUCCUCCAAAUAUCCCGGCGAAUGCUGCCGCCCAGGCACAAGCGCAGGCGCGAGCAAAUACAAGGCCACAUCGCGAAUUCGUAUACAAACGCAACAUGCAGUAUAACCACUGGCUCAGCACCCGACCACCAGAAUACAGGCAGCGGAUACAAAACCUGAGCCAGCAAGAAUUUGAUGAGUUUGCUAGGAGAUGGAUUGACCAGCGAGCUCUCUACGAAGCCGCCGAGGCGAACUUGAGAACUCUGCUCGAUAUCAAGACGUGGGACGAGGAUUAUAACAGACACCUCGCUAGAAGGCCGCCACAGGAUCCUCCGGGGCCCUACCUGGCCUGGGCCGCAGGGCUCGAGUCUCUCACCGAAGCCCACCCAUACCAACACGCCCCUCACUGGCCCGCCGAGUGUGCGAAAAAGGCCAAGGAGUUUGCCCGGAGAGAGUUUAUGGGUAUGAUCCAUGACAGAGAGAAAGAGGUCAAUAUGUAUGCCAUGAGAGAAAUAGACCGUCUCCACGCUGCAGGUGAGGUCGUCGAUAUGGCCGACUUGGAGAGGUUCAAGAAUACUAUCAGGGACCGGCCGAUACAGAUCCCUGCGCCCGACGUACCGAUCAGGAGGCGUAUCCGUGCGCUCCAAAAACAGGUUUGGGGUUGGGACUGGCACCAUGGGCAUCUGAAGGAAACCUUCACGCAUCCACCGGUUCCGGUCCGUUCAUCCCUCCAUAUCAGUCUCCGCCUCCGGGACCACAACCUGGUCCACCACCACCUCUUCCUCCUCCCGGGCCCCAUGGAGGCGCGCGGCAAGGACAACAGGGCCAGCAGGGACAACAGGGACAACAGGGACAACAGGGACAAUAGGGUCAACAGGGUCAACAGGGUCAACAGGGUCAACAGGGACAAUAGGGUCAACAGGGGACGACAGGGACAACAGGGACGACAGGGACGACAGGGACAACAACCCCCACCCCUCCCCCCUUUCCCACCCCCCGCAAACCCCCUCGACCUCCUCGCCCAAGCAGCCGCCCAACAACUCCAAUCCGGCGUCCAGCGCUUCGGCAACAACCCCCCCCACCCAGUCAACAACCCCAUCCCCCCUCCCAACGCCCCCGCUCCCGCUCCCCAACCCUCAGCCCAAUCCCCCCGCGGUAAAAAACGCAAAACCAUCUCCCCCCUUGCCAAACCCGGAGAUAAAUCCCAACCCCAAACCCAAGCCCAAACCAACAAACGAAACGCAACCCUCGCUGCAAAAGGCCAGCUCGCACAAGUCCGUCAGACGCUCAACCAAAACGCCGCGCAGGCGGCCCAGGCGGUGGUGCAGCAGCGGGCAGAGGCGAAUCAGCAGAACCAAGUUGCUGGAGGGGCGGAGGGGGGACUGGCGAAGGCGCAGAUGGAUGGGGCGAGGGAUAGUGAUGAUGAUGUGGUGAUGGGGGGGAUGACGAUUAGUGCUGGGGGAGGGCAGAUUUUGAGGGGGGUGGGGGAUGUGGUGCAGGGGCCGUUUGGGAUGCCUGGGCCGGUGGCGUCUGGUAGUCCUAUGGAUAUUGGUUCUUCAGGUGUGGUGGGUGGUUGCUGA
Podospora pseudocomata is the source of this 1740-nucleotide messenger RNA. RefSeq lists its product as uncharacterized. NCBI's taxonomy places the organism in Eukaryota, Fungi, Ascomycota, Sordariomycetes, Sordariales, Podosporaceae. The record is from RefSeq and is a predicted model, not a curated record.